AUGGGUCGAAUCUCAAACCCCAAACACUCAAAUGGGCCAAAUUUGGCCAUGGACAGCUUCCAGCUGGCUCGAAAUGCCAGCCUGGCUAUACGCGUUGCACUCGGCUCUGACUGGAACAGUCCCGGCGGCGCCCUCAGUACUGUCGCCGACAAGUACAUCCUCAAAAGGCUGGACAAAGCCAUAAGCUCCGCAGACGACGAGCAACCAGAUUGGGAAGCCUACAUCCUCAUUCCCUUAUUCAACUCCUGUCUCAGCACCUACACAGCAAUCGACAUCGAUUCCAAAUUCGUCACGCAAACCGUGGCGGUCAUACUUCUAGCGUACGACAUAAUUCGUCAACGCAAUGCAGUUCCAACUCAAACAGAUUACAAUUUCAUUGAAAGCACCCUCGACAAGUUCCUUACUCCAGAAAGCCUAGUCAUUAUCAGGGAAGUUGUGGAGGCUGAGAGCGAACGGUACUCGGGACUAAACAUCGACUUUGGAAAGGUGAAUGGCCUUUUCGUUUUGGAGGCCUUGCUUAAAGAGGCCAUUCACCGCGCCGAGAACAAUGGCAUCGUACCUGAGGGCGCUACUGUGAAGUUGAUGGCUGACUCUGUCAAGACUCAAGUUCCAACUGCAUCCGCCGAUGAGGGGUUUUCUUCAACGCCAGGACUGCAGACUACCACUAAACGCGAUGUUCACUUACAGUACUACCUCAAGUCCGGCUAUGCGCUUGAGGUCGACUCCGUGACCUCCAUCGACCUUCACAACGAGGCCUUGGUGCUCGAGACAAGCGACGGCCUUCACGUAAGCAUUGAGGAAGGCGUCAUUGUGUCAGAAGUGGAGGGUAAGUCUCGCACUGUUGAUAUUCGGGCGCCCCAGGCAGAUGGUUUUGAACUCUCAGCUACGGUGGUCAUUCCUCCGGACAACAGUUAUAUCAUUGAAGAUGUGACAUCGGUAGAGCGGAUCGAUAAGAUGGCGGACUGGGCGGUUUUUGAGACGUUGAAGGCUACGAUUUGGGUUGGGAAUGGGGCUUAUAUGUAUGAGCGUGAUGGAGAGACUGUCAAGGUUAAGAAUCUCUUUAAUAUUUGCUCAACGGCUUAACGAAGUGGGAAUUCUAUCCCGCUUUGCAAGCGGACGGCC
Paraphaeosphaeria sporulosa is the source of this 1122-nucleotide messenger RNA. RefSeq lists its product as uncharacterized. The coding region runs from base 1 to 1083 and encodes 360 amino acids. The record is from RefSeq and is a predicted model, not a curated record. Lineage: Eukaryota; Fungi; Ascomycota; Dothideomycetes; Pleosporales; Didymosphaeriaceae. The transcript has a single exon.